Penicillium pulvis is the source of this 1523-nucleotide messenger RNA. RefSeq names its product IQ calmodulin-binding motif protein. Gene Ontology annotation, molecular function: protein binding. The transcript has 5 exons. NCBI's taxonomy places the organism in Eukaryota, Fungi, Ascomycota, Eurotiomycetes, Eurotiales, Aspergillaceae. The record is from RefSeq and is a predicted model, not a curated record. The coding region runs from base 122 to 1489 and encodes 455 amino acids.
CAAUCCUUAGGGCGAGUGGGGUAUUUCCCCAUACCCAGAUUUUUGUUCCUUGAACAUUGACGCGAAUUCAAUGGCGUUCAACACAUAAUUCACGGAUCGUUCCUCCUGUUUCUUGCCCAACAUGACCCAGACAGGAGUAUCUCCCCAGCUUCCAUCCAGAACUGCAACCGAGCAGAUGAAAAAUAUCUGUUCGGAUGACGUCACAGCCUACCACGGCCGCGAAGAAAGGGCGGCUCGCACGAUUCAGCGAGUUUAUCGUGGAUAUAGGACUCGGCGCGAAAUUCAGGGCUUCAGUGUUGCCGCAUCGACAAGAAAUCUGGAGACCCCCAGGAAUGCAGAAACAGACCCCUUUGAUGAAGAUGAACAGCGAAAUCCCGAUAAUGAUGCCGACAAGAGUCCCGCGCGCAAGAACUGGCAACGGGCUGUUAGCGUUGCAAUCAGAGCCGGUGGAGACGAUGAUCGCAUGGUGGAAUCUGCUGCUCGCGCCCGAGUGAAUCCAUCUCAUAAGGCAAACCAGAUACGCGCAACAACAGCGAAGACCAUGGAUUUACCAUACUUUUUGGAAAUGGUAGAUGUGAAGCACCGACACGGAAGCAAUUUACGGGCUUAUCACAACGUGUGGAAGGAUUCCCCUUCAAACGAAAACUUCUUCUACUGGCUAGACUAUGGAGAAGGGAAAGAUGUGGACCUUGAGCACCGCCCACGAGAAAGGCUCGAGAAGGAACAGAUUCGAUAUCUUUCACCCGAGGAGCGUCAGAAUUACAUGGUCAAGGUAGAUGAUAACGGCCUGUUCAGAUGGGUGAAAAACGAAGAGUUAGUGGAGACCGACAACAAGCGAUUCAAGGACAGUAUUCAUGGUGUGGUGCGUAUGGAUGAUCGGACACCUGGAUUCCGAGGGAAUUCGAUUUUAGAGACUCCUCCAUCUGAGCCUGAGUUUAGCUCAUCCUCCUCCUCUCCACGGACACCUCCAAAUGAUGACAGCCUUGAGAAGGCCCAGUUGACGACGGACCAAGAUUAUGAACUGGGUAAGGCAGUCAAAAAAUUUUCACAUAUCAAGCCAGAGGCGAUAUAUGACCAUUUCGCGGGCACCUUUUCGAAAAGAGACGGGAUGUGGAUCUUUGUUGCAGAUACGUCGUUUCGCAUCUACAUUGGAAUCAAGGAGCCCGGUGCCUUUCAACACUCCUCAUUCCUGAGAGGUGGUCGUAUCGCUGCAGCUGGCAUGCUCAAAAUUCGCCAUGGACAGUUAAGGAGCCUGGCUCCAUUGAGUGGUCACUAUCGACCCCACGUCGCCAAUUUUCGAGCUUUUCAUCAUUCUCUGCAAGAGAGAGGCGUAGACCUAUCACGGGUAUCUAUCAGCAAAUCGUAUGCUGUUCUUGCAGGUAUCGAGGGCUAUGCCUUGACAAAGCGAAAAGUGCAUUCUGUGCAAGAAAAGUUGGGCGAAGCGAAGCAAAAGCUUCAUCUCCCUCGCCAAGACGAAAAGGUUCAAUGAUGUCUUUGAUGUGCGCCUACACAUAUAAACACGG